Rhinopithecus roxellana (golden snub-nosed monkey) is the source of this 3661-nucleotide messenger RNA. It is a transcript of the gene NKX6-2, whose product is annotated as NK6 homeobox 2. Gene Ontology annotation, cellular component: nucleus. The transcript is spliced from 3 exons. Gene Ontology annotation, molecular function: RNA polymerase II cis-regulatory region sequence-specific DNA binding; DNA-binding transcription factor activity, RNA polymerase II-specific. The coding region runs from base 183 to 1016 and encodes 277 amino acids. The record is from RefSeq and is a predicted model, not a curated record. Lineage: Eukaryota; Metazoa; Chordata; Mammalia; Primates; Cercopithecidae. Gene Ontology annotation, biological process: regulation of transcription by RNA polymerase II; cell differentiation.
ACCGGCCCCGGAGCCGCCGCCGCCGCCGCCCGCCCGCCCCACGCCGGAGCCGCCUGCCCGCCCCCCGCGCCCCGCGCUGCAGCCAACGCCCGCCCGGGCCGCGCGCAAACUUCCCGGGCCGGCGGGCAGGGGCGGCGGCGGCGGGGCCCGGAUGGGAGCCCGGGCCGGCGGCGGCGGCGCCCAUGGACACUAACCGCCCGGGCGCGUUCGUGCUGAGCAGUGCCCCGCUGGCCGCGCUGCACAACAUGGCCGAGAUGAAGACGUCGCUGUUCCCCUACGCGCUGCAGGGUCCGGCCGGCUUCAAGGCGCCCGCGCUGGGGGGCCUGGGCGCGCAGCUCCCGCUCGGGACCCCGCACGGCAUCAGCGACAUCCUGGGCCGGCCCGUGGGCGCGGCGGGCGGAGGCCUCCUAGGGGGGCUGCCCCGGCUCAACGGGCUCGCCUCGUCCGCCGGCGUCUACUUCGGACCCGCGGCCGCCGUGGCGCGCGGCUACCCCAAGCCCCUGGCCGAGCUGCCCGGCCGCCCGCCCAUCUUCUGGCCCGGCGUGGUGCAGGGCGCGCCCUGGAGGGACCCGCGUCUGGCCGGCCCGGCCCCAGCCAGCGGCGUCCUGGACAAGGACGGGAAGAAGAAGCACUCGCGCCCGACGUUCUCGGGCCAGCAGAUCUUCGCGCUGGAGAAAACCUUCGAGCAAACCAAGUACCUGGCGGGCCCGGAGCGCGCGCGUCUCGCCUACUCGCUGGGCAUGACCGAGAGCCAGGUGAAGGUCUGGUUCCAGAACCGCCGGACCAAGUGGCGCAAGCGGCACGCGGCGGAGAUGGCGUCGGCCAAGAAGAGGCAGGACUCCGACGCGGAGAAGCUGAAGGUGGGCGGCUCGGACGCGGAGGACGACGACGAAUACAACCGGCCCCUGGACCCCAACUCGGACGACGAGAAGAUCACGCGGCUGCUCAAGAAGCACAAACCCUCGAACUUGGCGCUGGUCAGCCCGUGCGGCGGCGGCGCGGGGGACGCCUUGUGAGGACGCGCGGGGUGGGGGCGAGUCUAUUUUUGCAGAAUCCGGGGGCGGCCCCGGUGGGCGCGAGUCGCUUUGUAUCAUCAAUAAAUUAUUUAACGGGUCCCCGUCGGAGCCGCCGCUCCGGAGCCUGCGCCGCGUGUUUCUUCCGUCUCGAACCCGGAGCGAGGCGGCCCCUCCCCGGCCGCGGCUUCGCCCCUGCGGGACCCGGCUUCGGGCGCGCGGCGGCCUCGGGUCCUCCGGUGUCCCGGUGCGGAGGCUGCGGGCCCCGGGCAGGCGCGAGGCGGCGGCGAAGGCGCAGGGAAGGGGCCCGGCCCGCGGGAAGGAACCGCAGCGACAGCCGCCAGGAGCCCGGGACAGCCGGGGACGGAGCAGCAGGUACGGCCCGGCCCGCCUCGCCUCGGGGCGGAUUCGGACGCGCUUGGGGGGCCCCGAGAGGGCGGGGGAGCCGCGUACCCGCCUCGAGUCCCCGCGGGACGUUUUCCUUUCUUCGCUUUUCCCGCUUUGGGGCCGCGGACUCGCCGCCGGGCACCGGUUCCCGCUCGGCCGAGGGGUUUGCUCCGAUUUUUUCCAGAUCCCUCUGCGCGUAGCGGAGCGUCCCACAGGCGCGCCCUGGGCUCGGCCGGUGGAACCGGGUCUGAAGCGCUGCGCGGUGGCCCUUCGGUCACCUUCCCGCUAGGUCCUUCCGCGGUGGGAAGCAGUUUCUUCCAAACUAGGAUCGCAAAGAGAAAUCCGAAGUAAUCCCGCCCGCGGACGGCGGGGCCUCCCACGGGGCACGCGGGGUCAGGGAGCUGGACGCCCCCGGCGAGGCCCGCAGCGCCCGGCCAGGGGCUGCCCUGAAAUGCCGCCAGCUCCGCGGGGCUGACUCCGGCUGACAAAACCCGUCCACCCUCCCGCAGCCUCUGUGGCCGGGUCUGCCUAUCGCUGCAUCUUAAUGGGACCGUUGAGUUUUGAUUUUCAAAAAUUAAAUGUAAAUAAUUAUAUCAUUGCGGCGGUAGGGGUUCUCUUGGAAGGCAUUUUCGGAAACGUUAAAGAGAAGUAUAAGCGGCUUCAACGCGGCGCAUUUUGUUUUAGGCUCUUGGCAGCCUUCACAAGGAGGCAACCCGAAGGGCAGAAGCAACGCUUUUCUGUGGGGAGCCUCUCAGCUCAGCUCAGAGCAGACGGGCUUCCAGUUCUAAAGUUUUGAGGAAGGCAAAGCAUUUAUAGAAUCCCGUUUUAAAAUGAUGAGGGAUAAAUCCUUUAUUACAGUAGAAAGUCCAAAAGGCUGUUUUUCUCCUCUCAAGGAGCGGCUUGGUGUUUUGUGACAGUGUGUGAUACAGUGAAAUUCCAGGAUUUCUAACGAGCUUGAGCUCAAGUAACAGGAUAUACAGGAGGCCCUUCCCCUGAGUUAGCAUUUCAAAGGCGGCAGGAGAAGGGAAAGGAAGGAAAACAAACAACACGGGACUAUUUUCACCACGGUCAAUUUUAUUGCUUAGGAACCAGGCCAGUCACUUCUAAAGGCCCUCAGAACGACCAACAGCUGAAACCCGUGGGGCGGACUCCGUGUUGAACUGCGGACAGCGGCAACCACAGCAGCGACAGGGUCCGGUCCUUCCACCAAGAACGGACUCCGCAGCGGACAGCAGUCACUUGCAACGGUAGUGAUUUAUCCCAAAACAAACACCCACCUAAUGCCUUCACCUGGUCCAGGAACUCUGUAGUGUUCUAAAGUAAAAUCAAUAAAACAUAUAUUUGUGUUUCAUCAGCAGACUCUAAUCACCUUUUAAUGCUGUACUUAGUGCUAGAAGAAAAAUAUUUGCAACAAGGUUAUUACAUGGGUUGUUUGUAGCAGAGCAAUGAGGAAAUGUACAGUUUUGUUUCUCUUUAAUAUUUUUAUAUACAGCCCAUGUUAAAAGCAAUUUCUAUUGGAAGCAAACUAGGCUAUUUCUAUUUCUCCCAUAUUAUUGUUGUAAUGUAGAAUACUUGGCACCAUAAAACAGUAACAAAAGACAGACAAACGGUUUACAAAAUUCUUAAAAGGUACACCCAGGCUAGCUAUAAACUUCACAUUCAGUUCUUAAUAUUACACAGAAGAACGGCACGGGAGUGAUGGCCCGCCAGUGCAGACGUGCUGUGGGGCCGAUCUUACCCACGAUGGCGAGGCCAUGUGUUUUUUCUACGAAUUUGUGUGUUGAUGGACACACAGCUGAGCUCCUAGACUCCAAUGCUGCCUGCUGAUGGGACUCUUGUGCAUUCAUACUGGAAAGUACAUUUAGCAUAAGUUUUGGUAAGAUUUAUAAAUUAUUUUUAAAAAGUAUAUAUUUAUAUAUAUUUAUAUAUAUAUAAAAAUGGAAAGCAGCUGCAGUGUGAUUCAAAAACCAUGGGACGCGGCGCAGAGUGCCGUGGAAGGGGCAUCGGCAGAGACAGACCCCUUCGCCAUGCUGGGGGCCACGCUGCCGGCCGGCAGAGGGAGCGCCCGUCUUGGCUUCCCCAGCCCCUGGACACACCUCCACCUGGCAGAGGGAGGUCUCUGGACACGGGGGAGGGGUGGGGUCUCUGUGCUGGAGAAGCCCCUCCACUGACAAUCAUUAAAAACUGAAAACUGUGAAGUCUACGGUACAGACCCUCUUUGCUGUCUAUUAGAGUUUUGACAACAGGACUGUGACUUAUUU